Messenger RNA from Papaver somniferum (opium poppy), 1412 nucleotides. RefSeq lists its product as uncharacterized. NCBI's taxonomy places the organism in Eukaryota, Viridiplantae, Streptophyta, Magnoliopsida, Ranunculales, Papaveraceae. The coding region runs from base 75 to 1298 and encodes 407 amino acids. The record is from RefSeq and is a predicted model, not a curated record. The transcript is spliced from 7 exons.
AAUUGUUAAUCCAUGUUUCGUUUUCAUUAUCGAAAUCCAGAAAGAAGAAAUUUUAUUGAAGAAACUGAAGAAGAAUGGAAGGUAAAGUUGGAGGAGGGGUAGGAGGAGAGAUAAGAAGAGUUCAUAUCAUAUAUUUUCUGAGUCGAAUGGGUCGAGUUGAACAUCCACAUCUCAUUCGAGUUCAUCAUUUGAGUAAAAAUGGUGUCCAUUUACGAGAUGUUAAGAGAUGGUUAUCAGAAUUGAGAGGAAAAGAUAUGCCAGAUGCAUUUGCCUGGUCUUACAAAAGGAGGUAUAAAACAGGUUAUGUUUGGCAAGAUUUGCUGGAUGAUGAUCUUAUCUCUCCAAUUUCAGACAAUGAAUAUGUUAUUAAAGGAUCAGAAAUAACUACACUUUCAUUUGAUCCCUGUUUCCACGGAGAGAAAAAAGGUUCAACCUUAACGAAAGCAGAGACAAUUCCUUCAAUUAUAGAGACUAAAUCAAAAACCCCAGAUAGCAAAGGAGAAUCCCAAUUCGAUGGUGAAGAUUCAGGACCUUUGGAUUCAGAAACAUCAACAGAAAGUAGUGAAUCAAUCAAAGAAAGAAACUCUGAUGACGAUCAUCAAAAACAGAGGAGUAUUGUUCCCAUUACUGAGAUUAAAGAAUCAAAUGAUGAAACUGAGAAUUCCUUACAAAAGAAUGAAAAAGAUGAAAUUGCAGAGAAACAGAAUCCGUCAUCAUCAUCAUCAACAACAACGACAUCAACAGCAAGAUCUUCUUCUUCGUCGUCAUCUUCAUCCUCAUUCAAUAAUAGUAAGAGUUAUUCGAGUGGGGGAGCUACCAAUGUGUUUCGCAGCUUACUGAGUUGUCGUGCAACAGAUAUAAACGAUUCAGCUUUGAUGAUGAUCCAUAGAAGUUCUUGUUCUUCUUCUUCUUCAGAGAUUUGUAAAUUUGAGAAUUUGGGUGGGUCUGACAUGAAUACUAGUGGAAUAUUAUGGAAUCAACAUCAAUCAAGGAGAAGUAUCAGUAAACCAUCAUCAUCAUCAUCUUCAGAGAACAGUACAUCAAAGAAGUCAAAUGAAUUCGGUGGUAGCCUGAAAAAAGUCUCUGCUGCUUUCAAACCAGUUGCUGAGCCUCACUGUUCGCAAUGUGGGAAGGGGUUCAAGCCGGAGAGAUUACACUCACACAUGAAGUCCUGUAGAGGAUUGAAAAGCCUGAGCAAGAAUCGCAAUAGUGCUACAGCUGGGUAUGAUUUUGAGACUGAGCAGAAGUUCACAACAUUAGGAUCUUUUAAAGAAAGAAACCAACAGGGAUGUUUUUAACUAUCUUAUGGUCUGGAAAUGAUGGAGAGAUCUCUGCUAUCUGUUUACUUAGGUAUUACGUGUAUAUGUUUAAUUUUACUGCUCUUUAUCCUUUGAAUACAGAACUUUUGAGUA